Messenger RNA from Hymenoscyphus albidus, 543 nucleotides. The record is from the annotation of a GenBank genome assembly. NCBI's taxonomy places the organism in Eukaryota, Fungi, Ascomycota, Leotiomycetes, Helotiales, Helotiaceae.
GCCAAAUCCUUGUAUGGAGUUUCACCUGUCCUAUAUAUCCCGCUCGCCGUCCAGAGAAAUUCAUGAAAUAUCAAGCCAUCAAUCAAUCAGCUUUCUUCAAUUAUCUCUAUACCUAUAAAGCAAAAUACGUCUCAUCAGUGUCCUCUUCUCUCUGGCUCUCGCCUCCACCACCAUGGCAUGGACAUGUACCAUCUCCGAAGCGGUGUGCAAUGAAGCUGCCGAAAACCAAGGCACGGUAAUAAAUCCUUGAUACUUCUCCGGCUAUAGAAUCGCUUGCUAAUCCCGUGACAGUUUGCUCAAUCAUGGCAGUGUAAUCCCACGGCUAAGAUCAAUACUUGUACUUAUGACGAUGGCCAAACGUUUACCGGGGGCAAGGAGUAGAUGUCAUAUCACUCUGAUAUGGAAACUGGUGGAUCGUGUACUGUGAACAGGGGGAGCGAAACAGGCGUUGUGGUGGAAUAAAAUGGUUGUUUACGACCUCUGGAGCUUUGAAAGGGAUUGACAUGCUUCUGGAUUGUAGAUAGACUAUCCCAUAUCUAGGAC